Molecule: messenger RNA, 2383 nt
Organism: Plectropomus leopardus (leopard coralgrouper)
Lineage: Eukaryota; Metazoa; Chordata; Actinopteri; Perciformes; Serranidae
Product: homeobox protein OTX1 B-like
Biological process (GO): multicellular organism development; regulation of transcription by RNA polymerase II
Cellular component (GO): nucleus
Molecular function (GO): RNA polymerase II cis-regulatory region sequence-specific DNA binding; DNA-binding transcription factor activity, RNA polymerase II-specific
Source: RefSeq, a predicted model, not a curated record
GCGAGCGCGGAAGAGUCACAAACGCGGUUGUUGUUUUUGUGUGUUUUCGUUUUUCUGCGUUGAAAUGUUAAUUUUUUUUGAGUUGUGAAACAGGUGUGAGCUGCGCGCGGAGCCGCUGAAGCUGCUUCACUUCCGCCUAAAAAACGACAAACUUUGGUUCAUGUGGAUAUUUACGAACUCUGGAUCUCUGAGAUUUCACCUUAAACCGGGAUUUUCGUUUAAAAAAGGAGCCUGAGGAAGGAUCAGACCUUCACACCGGGGACCUGCGCACCUGAGCACCGGGAGACCUGCAGCUUUCCGUCCGUCCAGACUCCGGUCUCCCCUCCGCGCCUCUAGCAUGAUGUCUUAUCUCAAACAGGCCCCGUACGGGAUGAACGGACUGGGCCUGAGCGGAGCCGCCAUGGACCUGCUGCACCCGUCGGUGGGAUACCCGGGAAACCCGCGGAAGCAGCGGCGGGAGCGGACCACCUUCACCCGGACGCAGCUGGACAUCCUGGAGUCUCUGUUCGCCAAGACGCGCUACCCGGACAUCUUCAUGAGGGAGGAGGUGGCGCUGAAAAUCAACCUGCCGGAGUCCAGAGUACAGGUGUGGUUUAAGAACAGGCGGGCCAAAUGUCGGCAGCAGCAGCAGAGCAGCAGCAGCGCCAAGGUCAAACCAAUGAAGAAGAAGUCGUCCCCGACCAGAGAGAGCACCGGCUCGGAGAGCAGCGGCCAGUUCACCCCGCCCGCCGUGUCCAGCUCCUCCUCCACCUCCUCCUCCUCGUCCUCGUCCUCCUCCUCCGUGUCCUCAGGCCUCGGCGCUCCCGGUCUCAUCAGCACCUCUACCUCCGUCACCGCCCCGGUGUCCUCCAUCUGGAGCCCGGCGCCCAUCUCCCCGGCCCCGGCUCCACCCACGCUGCCCGACCCCGCCGCCCCCACCAGCGCCUCCUGCAUGCAGCGCUCCGUGUCGUCCUCCAGCACCGGGGGGACGCCCUCCUACCCGGUGUCGUACAGCCAAACGGCGGCGGCGUACAGCCAGGGUUAUCCGGCCUCGGCGUCGGGUUCUUAUUUCGGCGGCGUGGAGUGCGGCUCGUACCUGGCGCCCAUGCACUCCCACCACCACCCGCACCACCCGCACCAGCUCAGCCCCAUGACCGGCAGCUCCAUGUCGGGACACCCGCACCACCACAUCGGGCAGACGUCGGGGCACCACCACCAUCACCACCACCCGUCGCACCACCACCAGGCGUACAGCGCGCCCGGCCUCGCCUUCAACUCCACAGAUUGUCUGGAUUACAAAGAGCAGACGGCGGCGUCGGCGUGGAAACUCAACUUCAACGCCUCCGACUGUUUGGACUACAAAGACCAGGCGUCGUGGCGUUUCCAAGUGCUGUGACUCCUCGCGUUUCUCUUCUUCUCUGCUCACAAAGAAGUAUUCCUUUUGUCGUUGGUGGUUUAUUUUUUGAAGAUCCUUUAAAACUGAUCGUAGAGACGUUUUAAGAAAGUUUAUUUGUGAGCAAACUUAAAAAGCGUCGGCUCUGUCGUCGUCGCCGUCAGCGGAUCGGCUUGUCCAGGAUUAUUUUUCUACUCCGAGAGACACAUUUGCAACUCUUGAAGGCCUUUAAAAGCAAAAUUUGAGCGGAAGCUGCAGGAUCGUGGGAUCGUCUCAGCCGAUUCACUUCAGCUUGAUUUGGAUUAUUCUUUAACGAAACAACAUGACAAAAAUCAGAAAUUAGACUCUUGAGUGGGCUUUUCCUAAAACUUUUGAUCAAAAACAUGAUGCUGCUAUGAUUUUCAGGUCGCUGAUGUUCAUUUGUCUGAUUUUCGACAGGCUUGGGCGGUGUCUCAUUUUUUCAUACUUUACUGAAGUUUAACCGGAGUAUGACUGCGCUACUUAUUUUCAGCUUUUCAGACUAAUAAAUACACAAAAAACCCUUAAAAUGUUCAGAAAAGUAAUAUUCUCACACCUGUUUUCCUUACUAAACAGAGAAAUGCAACUGAACACCUUCUGAAUUCAACUGAGACUGAUGAAGUUUAACUCAUAAAACGCACUUCAUUUAAACGCAACAGAAACAAAAAAAAUCACCCAAACCAUCUUGGUUAGUAAUAUAGUCAGUAAGUCCACGGUUCCAACAAUCACCAGCUCCGGUUUGGUCGAAAUUAAUCCUUAAUUCACCGAGUUAGAUGUAAAAAACACGUUGUUAUUCUUCAGUCUCGCUCUGCCUGCUGGCCACCGGCUGUUUACAGUCCUGUAACGUCUCCCUCCACCACCAGGUGUCGCUGUGUGUUUCAGCUCAGCUGCCUGUUUCACAAGAACAGACCCGAGACGGAGCUCUGGUGGUCCGUGCUGUGCACUACAUACAAUGAGUUUAACCCUUUGCAACCUGGGCAAAUUGGCUUGAUC